Eucalyptus grandis is the source of this 441-nucleotide messenger RNA. RefSeq lists its product as uncharacterized. Bases 1 to 441 code for a protein of 146 amino acids. The record is from RefSeq and is a predicted model, not a curated record. Gene Ontology annotation, molecular function: methyltransferase activity. The transcript has 2 exons. NCBI's taxonomy places the organism in Eukaryota, Viridiplantae, Streptophyta, Magnoliopsida, Myrtales, Myrtaceae.
AUGGGUGGAGUCCUAGGUUCCUACCUUGUUGACAUGGCCACCGACGUACGACAUCCGUUUUCGAGUUUGCCCCUUGCAUUGACGUUUGGGGUUGCUAAGCGAAAACGAUGUGGACACUUUCAACCUCCCCGGAUACUAUGCUACUCAGCAAGAGCUAGAAAUAGUCAUAGAGAGAAACGGUUUGUUCAGCAUCGAGAGGAUCAAGCUGCUCGAUCGGGCCAAACCGACAGAGGGACCAUCAGAGUGCGGCUUCCGUCCAUGAUCGCCUCAUACUUUAGGGCGGUCCUGGAGGGGCUCGUCAAGGAGCAUUUCGGGGCCAAGAUAGUGGACAGGUUAUUCACCUGGUUUGAGAAGAAGAUCAAAGAGUCUCCCCUGCUAUCGGAUCCGCGAUACAAGUCACCCCGCGAACUGCUCAUCCUCCUCAAUCGCAAUGUCGUGUGA